Camellia sinensis is the source of this 3279-nucleotide messenger RNA. Lineage: Eukaryota; Viridiplantae; Streptophyta; Magnoliopsida; Ericales; Theaceae. The record is from RefSeq and is a predicted model, not a curated record.
UCAUAUGAUUUUUUUUAGAAAAAAUAAUUUUUUAAAAUCUUAAAAAAUCAAACCUAUCUUUAUCACUUCAAACGAAAAAACGGAUCAAUCGAACCCCCUCCAGUGCCGCCAUUGACGAAUACUUCUCACUGAAUCAGCCCUUACACAUAUUUCAGUCCCGCUACAGACCUCGAAUGAAGUCUGCCGCGAAUGGCUCGAAUGAGCUGGCGGGCUGUUCUUCACGCGUUGGCCAAUUGCACCAAAACUUGUGUGGAUUUCAAGCGCCUACAAAACAAGAUUAGAAAACAAAUCAGCUCUUCUAGGGAGAUAGAAAGAGAUACGACGACAACCUAGAGGGCGACGACGAUCUAGGUGGCACCGACGACAAAGAAGACCACCGCUGACCAUUGACCACCGUCUACCACUCUCCAAUUCCUCUGGUUUCUCUGAAAAUUUUGGCCCCCACCCACCAAGAACCAACUGAUUCGUGGGUCACUACUGAGCUUCAAAAAGCAACAAAAGGAUGGAAGGUUCAAACAAUCCGAGUGAGGAAGUUCAAGAACCGAAGAGUGGUGAAGUUGAAGAACCUAAGCAGGGGAUGUAUUUUAGCUCAAAGCAAGAAGUGUAUGCAUUUUAUGCAAAAUAUGCGAAGCACUUUGGGUUUGCUAUAGCUUAUGGAACACAAAAUUAUGGUAAUGAUGAGGAACUAAAAUACUUUGGAAUUGAAUGUAUUCGGACAAGGACGAGAAGAAAAAGAUUAGAAGUAAACCCUCUGGAACCAUCUUUGUCAUCCAAAAAUGAUUGUAAAGCAAAAGUAAGAGGGAGUCUACAAAAGGAUAGAACAUUUAAGUUGACAACUGUUGUGCUUGAGCACACUCAUGACUUGGUUCCUACUGACUCACGGCAUUUUGCAAUGAAUAAGAGAAUUUUUACUCCUGUAAAAAGAAGAUUAGAAAUAAACGAUGAGGCAGGGAUAGGGGUGGCUAAGAAUUUUCAUUCUAUAGUUGUUGAAGCGAGGGGAUAUGAGGCAUUAACAUUUGACGAACGAGAUGCAGGGAAUCACAUUGAGAAGGCUAGAAGAUUGAGGCUUAGGGUAGGAGAUGCCGAAUCAGAUGCACUUUAUUUUCAUAGGAUGCAACAACAAAAUUCGAACUUCUAUUCUGCAAUGGAUUUUGAUGGAGAAGGACGCUUGCGAAACUUAUUUUGGGCUGACGCAAGGGGUAGAGCAGCUUAUAAAGCAUUUGGGGAUGUUGUUACAUUUGACACAACCUAUCUUACAAACAAAUAUGGCAUGCUGUUUGUUUCGUUUGUAGGAGUUAAUCACCAUUGACAGUCAAUUUUGUUUGGUUAUGGGUUGUUAUGUAAUGAGAAUACUUAGACAUUUAUAUGGCUAUUCAGAGCUUGGUUAAAUUGCAUGUCUGACACUCCUCAAAAAGCUAUAAUAACUGACCAAUGCAAAGUUAUGCAAAAUGCCAUAGAAAUUGUUUUCCCACAAGCCCGACAUCGUUGGUGCUUAUGGUAUAUAAUGAAGAAAAUUCCAGAGAAAUGGAGAGGAUAUUCAUAAUAUGAAUCCAUAAAGUUUGCUUUGCAAAAUGCAGUUUAUGAUUCUUUCACAAAAGAUGAAUUUGAUUAAGAAUGGCAAGCGAUGAUUACAAAAUUCAAUCUAAAUGAUAACGAGUGGUUGGGGGUAUUAUACGGUGAGCAACAUAGGUGGAUUCCUGCCUAUAUUAAAGAUAUUUUUGGACUGGCAUGUCAACUACACAACAAAGUGAGAGCAUGAAUGCAUUUUUUGAUAGAUAUGUGAACUCGAAGACUACUUUAAAGCAAUUUGUUAAGCAGUAUGACAAUGCCUUGAGAAGUAAGGUGGAAGGAGACCAAAGCUGACUUUAAAUCUCGAAGCAAAUUGUAUGAUUGCUUUACGAUGUAUGCUUUUGAGAAGCAAUUUCGUGCAGCCUAUACAAAUGCAAAAUUUAAAGAAGUUCAAGCAGAAUUGAAACAACUAUUGUACUGUCAUGCGACUCUUGUCAAAGAGGAAGGAUCAAUUUGUACUUAUCAAGAAAUUGGAAUUUGUUGUGUACUGUAAUUCAAUUGAAUGUGACAUCCAAUGUGUGUGUCGGUGGUUUGAAUUUAGGGGUAUUAUGUGUGCCCAUUCACUUAAUGUGCUCAUUGAGAGGUGCAUACAUGAGGUCCCAGAUAAAUACAUUGUGCCGAGAUGGAGAAAAGAUUUAGAAAGAGAGUACACAUGCAUUCCAACCACAUACACUAAAUCUGGGGUUGUUCUCAAUGCAAAGGUGCAUGAUAACUACCACAAGACAUUGGAUGAAAUUAUAAAAAUUGCUUCCAACGAUGAUGGUAAACACAAAGUUGUUCAACUUGGGUUGAUAGAAAUCAAGGAUAGAGUGAGAAAAGAGCAAUCGGGUUGUGCAAGUAAUGUGUCACCUUCUACUAGUACUGUCCCACCUUUUAAUACUUCCCCCAAAACUUUGCCUAGUUGCAGUACUACAAAUGCAAGUAUGACUCGCAAGGUGCUUAGUCCUAUGGUUGCUCGCCGAAGAGGCCGUCCAUGUACCAAACGGAAAGUUAGCAAAGUGGAUGAAAUAGUGAAUCGGUUGAAGGGAAAGAAUAAAAAAGCUCCAAAAGUAUAGGCACGUGAAAUCCACACAAGUUUUGGUGCAACUGGCUGAUGCGUGAAGAACGGGCCAGCUCAUUCGAGCCAUUCGCGGCAGACUUCAUUCGAGGUCUGUAGCGGAACUGUAAUAAGAAUACAGAGAUAUGGUUUCUUCUUGUAAGGUUGUUGCAAAAUAGAAAACCUUUCUUCCCAGAAAGAAACAGUUCUUUACAGUCUUUUCAUAUGGAUCCAGAGGCUGCACGGGCAGCCCAGGAAUCUCUGGACCUGGUGUUUCACAUGUCAAACAUUCUUGACGCUGGGCUCGAUCGCCACACCCUCUCUAUCCUCAUUGCCCUCUGUGAUCUGGGCCAGAAUCCCGAGGCAUUGGGUGUCGUUGUCAAGGAGCUCCGAAGGGAACCUUCUUCCUCAUCUCCAAUGCCAACAAGUUCUUCAUCCGUACACUAGAAGGUGUUAUUUUCUGCAAAGUAUUGAAGGGAGGAGAUUUUUGUUGCUUUUAUAGUUCCCCAACGUGUUCUUCAGUUACCUUAACCUAGAUUUCAAAACUAUUUCUUCUAUAUGGUUUUCAUAUCUUGAGACAAGUUUAUGUUUCGAGUAUAGGUAAAAGACAUUUUGAUGAGGUAUUGAGUAAUGCUAUGAUGAUUACAUUUGAUUUACUAUCUCAAUUUUUAUAA